AAUUAGAUAACUACUAGUUACUUGUAAAGGAAAUUUACACACACAUUAUACACACAAUAGUAAGAAAAAAAUGGAUUCAUCACGUAUACAACAAGAUGCUGCUGGAGUAUGGGUAGGUAUGGAGAGUGGAGGAAUGAAGGGGACUAGCAAUAAGGAGGCCCGGCCCGGUCGGACGGCCCAUACCAUGUCUUCUUCUUCCCUUCGAAAGAAAUCUGAACUUCAACUAAUUUCGAAGGUUCGAAUUGGGUGGUUAAGAAACAUUCUCAAUAAUCUACAAGAAGUUAUAUUGGGGACUAAGCUUUCUCUUCUUUUUCCUGCCAUUCCUUUAGCUAUUGCAGCUCAUGUCUAUAGUUUUGGAAGAGAAUGGAUUUUUGCUUUGAGCUUACUUGCACUUGCCCCUCUUGCGGAGCGCGUGAGCUUUUUGACUGAACAAAUUGCGUGUUACACUGGUCCAACAGUGGGAGGACUUCUGAAUGCAACAUGUGGAAAUGCAACGGAACUUAUAAUAGCAAUUCUGGCUUUGAGCCAAAAUAAAAUAGAUGUGGUGAAGUACUCACUUCUUGGUUCUAUUCUCUCCAACCUUCUCUUGGUUCUUGGAACUUCUCUUUUAUGUGGUGGCCUUGCCAACCUCAACAAGGAGCAAAAGUUUGAUAGGAAGCAAGCGGAUGUAAACAGCUUUCUUUUGUUACUGGGAUUAUUCUGCCACAUUUUGCCAUUGCUCUUCAAGUUUAGUGCUACAUCUGCUCAAACUGUAGCCCAAUCAACACUCAAUUUAUCCAGAGUAUGCAGCAUUGUCAUGCUUGUGGCUUACAUUGCUUACCUAAUCUUCCAAUUAUGGACUCAUAGGCAAUUCUUUGAGGCUCAAGAGGAUUCUGAUGAUGAUGAUACACCAGAAGAAGUUCCUGUUAUUGGUUUUUGGAGUGGAUUUGCAUGGUUAACUAUAAUGACUGCUAUUAUAGCAUUAUUAUCUGAGUAUGUUGUUGGUACAAUUGAGGCAGCUUCUGAUUCAUGGGGUGUAUCAGUGAGCUUCAUCAGCAUAAUUCUGCUUCCAAUUGUAGGAAAUGCAGCUGAACAUGCUGGAGCUGUCAUUUUUGCUUUCAAAAACAAAUUGGAUAUUUCCUUGGGUGUUGCUCUUGGAUCUGCUACUCAGAUUUCCAUGUUUGUGGUACCGUUGUGUGUAAUAGUAGCAUGGAUAAUGGGUAUCAAGAUGGAUCUUGAUUUUAAUAUGAUCGAAACCGUUUGUCUUGCUCUUUCAAUAAUCGUCACUGCCUUCACUUUACAGGAUGGAACUUCUCAUUACAUGAAAGGAUUAGUUCUAUUGCUAUGCUACUUUGUUAUUGGGGCUUGUUUUCUUGUCCUCCGAACUCCUCUAAAUCAACCACCAAAUAUCUUGAACGUGGCAAAUACUUCUGUGAACAACCAAAUCUUGAGACUUAAACAUUGAGAGGCUUGUUUCAUACCGGCGCCAAGGAAACAAAUGUAAAUUUUCAUAAGGCAACGAAAGAAAAGGAAUUUGUUGAUUCGUUCAUCCAAAGCGUAAAGAAUUUACUGAAGUUCGUCUGAAAUUUGGUGCCAAAUAAAGCAAGAGUUUUCUACAAAACUACAUCAAUGAGGUGGUCGAGAUACGCAUAUAUAAUAAACAUAUGCUUAGUCCUAUGAUAAUCAUAUUUCAAGUAGUUCAUAAUCUCCAUAGUCGCGACAAUAUAAUUGUUUUAAGUGGGGAGAUAAUUAAUUAUGAUGAAAGAUGCUAUUUUAUUUCUUUUUGUAUGGUUUUAUCUGAAUAAUAAAGAAAAUUUCAUUUUUAUCUGUUCAA
Molecule: messenger RNA, 1813 nt
Organism: Beta vulgaris subsp. vulgaris (sugar beet)
Lineage: Eukaryota; Viridiplantae; Streptophyta; Magnoliopsida; Caryophyllales; Amaranthaceae
Product: vacuolar cation/proton exchanger 3
Exons: 12
Coding region: 71-1444 (457 amino acids)
Biological process (GO): calcium ion transmembrane transport; intracellular calcium ion homeostasis
Cellular component (GO): plant-type vacuole membrane
Molecular function (GO): calcium:proton antiporter activity
Source: RefSeq, a predicted model, not a curated record